Messenger RNA from Opisthocomus hoazin, 1620 nucleotides. The record is from RefSeq and is a predicted model, not a curated record. NCBI's taxonomy places the organism in Eukaryota, Metazoa, Chordata, Aves, Opisthocomiformes, Opisthocomidae.
AUGAACCAGCUCGCGGGCUUGCUCCGGAGCCGAGGUGUCCAUCGAUUGCGCUGCGGCUGGCACUCUGUCCUGGCUGUUGGCAGGCAGACCCAGCGCUACGCUGGGUUUCGGACCGGCGAAGGCUUCGGCAGUCUGAUCCCCGCCAGGCGGAGAUGGCAGCACGGCUCGGCCAUCCCGGGGACCAACCAGCCAAUCCCCGAGUAGCCGGGGAGCCCUGAGCGAGCAGCGCUUCAGAAGGUGCUCGCCGACCUGAAGGGCCGGACGGAAUCCAUCCCGUGCGUCAUCGGGGGAGAGGAGGUGUGGACGCCAGCGGUGCGGUACCAGCUGUCGCCAUUCAACCAUGCGCACAAGGUGGCCAAGUACUGCUACGCCGACAAGGAGCUCAUUAACAAAGCCAUUAAUGCUGCCUUGGCAGCAAGGAAGGAGUGGGACCUGAAACCUGUCCAAGACAGAGCCCAGAUCUUCCUGAGGGCGGCUGACAUGCUGAGCGGCCCGAGGAGAGCGGAGGUGCUGGCCAAAACCAUGGUCGGGCAGGGUAAAACAGUCAUCCAGGCGGAGAUCGAUGCUGCUGCGGAGCUGAUCGACUUCUUCCGAUUCAAUGCCAAGUACGCCCUGGAGCUGGAGAGCAGCCAGCCCGUCAGCGUCGACGUCAGCACCAACAGCAUGGUCUACCGGGGGCUGGAGNNNUUGGUGGCAGCCGUCUCUCCCUUCAACUUCACGGCCAUCGGUGGCAACUUGGCAGGGGCCCCGGCAUUAAUGGGCAACGUGGUGCUGUGGAAGCCCAGCGACACCGCCCUGCUCUCCAGCUACGCCGUCUACAAGAUCCUCCUCGAAGCCGGGCUCCCUCCGAACGUUGUGCAGUUCGUGCCGGCGGACGGGCCCGUGUUUGGAGACACCGUCACGAGCUCUGAGCACUUCUGCGGGCUCAAUUUCACCGGCAGUGUGCCGACUUUCAAGCGGCUCUGGAAGCAGGUAGCCCAAAACCUGGAUCGCUACCGCAAUUUCCCACGCCUGGCUGGAGAGUGCGGCGGGAAGAACUUCCACCUGGUGCACAGCUCGGCCGACGUGGCCAGCGUGGUGAACGGGACCCUGCGCUCGGCUUUCGAGUACGGGGGCCAGAAAUGCUCGGCUUGCUCCCGCCUCUACGCCCCGGACUCGCUGUGGCCCCAGAUCAAAGAGAAGCUGCUGGAGGAGCACGGGAAGAUCAAAGUGGGAGACCCCGCCCAGGACUUUGGGACGUUUUUCUCUGCGGUGAUCGAUGACAAGGAAAUUUUCGGGCCUGUCCUCACGGUGUACGUGUACCCGGAGCAGCGGUACCGGGAGGUGCUGGAGCUGGUCGACAGCACAACGCCCUAUGGCCUCACGGGGGCAAUCUUCGCCCGGGAGAAGAGCAUCGUCGCCGAAGCCAGGACCCUCCUGCGCAACGCAGCCGGCAACUUCUACAUCAACGAUAAGUCGACGGGCGCCGUCGUGGCUCAGCAGCCCUUCGGAGGCUCCCGCAUCUCAGGCACCAACGACAAACCGGGUGGCCCCCACUACGUCCUGCGCUGGACGUCUCCCCAGGCCGUCAAGGAAACGCACGUGCCCCUGCCGGACUGGCGUUACGCCUGCAUGCAGUGA